Messenger RNA from Hydra vulgaris (swiftwater hydra), 2214 nucleotides. The record is from RefSeq and is a predicted model, not a curated record. Lineage: Eukaryota; Metazoa; Cnidaria; Hydrozoa; Anthoathecata; Hydridae.
UGUAUUUUAGCAACAAAAAGUAAAAUGCUUACAUAUAAUGAUGGUGAUAGUAGCAGUUCAUCUGGGAGCUCCACAGUUGAUGAAAAGCUUCCAUACCCACCGCCUGCAACUAAUCCCGAAUCAUCAUAUGAUUACUAUGUUAGAAAAAUCCCUACAGUAUUUAGGGACAACCAAGAAGCCCCAUUAAGAAAACUUUCUACAGAUCUUAUUAAGUGCUAUAAACAUAUAAAUGAGGUUUAUUAUGCAAAAAAAAAAAGGCGUGCUGAUAAGGAGAAAGCAGAAGGGGAGUUACUAAAAAAGGGAAAACAUAAUGAAGGAUUUGACGAUGAGAAUUAUGACUAUAUCGUUCGUAGUGGCGAAAAAUUUAUUGAUCGUUUUGAAAUUGAUUCAUUGAUUGGAAAAGGAUCAUUUGGACAGGUUGUUAAAGCGUACGACCACGAUGAACAACAAUUCGUUGCUAUCAAGAUUAUCAAAAAUAAAAAACCGUUUUUAAAUCAAGCCCAAAUCGAAGUUAAGAUUUUAGAGCUCAUGAACAGCAACGAUCCGCAAUCAAAAUAUUAUAUAGUGAAAUUGAAAUCGCAUUUUAUGUGGCGAAAUCAUUUAUGCUUGGUAUUUGAACUUCUUUCUUAUAACCUUUAUGAUCUUUUACGAAACACGAAUUUUCAUGGUGUAUCGCUUAACCUUACUCGAAAGUUUGCGCAACAACUAUGUACUGCGUUGUGUUUUCUUUCAACGCCAGAUCUGCAAGUUAUUCAUUGUGACUUAAAACCUGAAAAUGUUCUUCUUUGUAAUCCAAAACGUAGUGCUAUAAAAAUCGUCGAUUUUGGAAGUUCCUGUCAACUUGGUCAAACGCUUUAUCAUUACAUUCAAAGUAGAUUUUACCGUUCACCUGAAGUUUUGUUAGGGCUUCCAUACGAUUUAGCAAUUGAUAUGUGGUCGCUAGGUUGCAUUUUGGUAGAAAUGCACACGGGGGAGCCCUUAUUUAGUGGGGCAGAUGAAAUUGAUCAAAUGAACAAAAUUGUAGAAGUUCUUGGAAUUCCUCCCACGAAAUUACUAGACAAAGCUUCAAAAACAAAAAAAUAUUUUGAGCGUCUACCUGAUGGAAGUUACCAAGUUCGCCGUUAUAAAGAUAGUAAAAAAGAAUACAUUGAAAAUGGUAGUCGUAAGUUGCAUGACAUACUCGGCUGUGAUAUUGGUGGACCAGAAGGGCGUAGAAAAAACGAAUCGGGUCAUUCUCCUCAGGAUUAUAUGAAAUUCAAAGAUAUUGUUUUAAAAAUGCUUGAAUACGAUCCAAAGACACGGAUAAGUCCUUACCAAGCCCUUCAGCAUCCUUUUUUUAAACGCAACUCUGAGGAAUCCAAUAUGAACUAUUCAACGUCAGUAUCUCCUGUACAUCAAAAAGAUGAAAAGGAGUACAUAAACGUUGCGCACACAGUUAGAACGAACCCUGCAGUUAUACAUAGACCUUCCUCUGAUCCUACGGGUUUUCGAAAUUCAGCUAUGGAUUGCGAAGGGGAAGUUCCCCAUCAAACUCGCGUUGUAGAUAUAAAAUUGCGUCAUAAUGUAAAGAUGCAAACCGAUCCGUUACCUGUAAAAACUGUCAGUCCAGAACCAGAAGAGAGGACAAAAAUAAAUGAUAAAUUAAAGAUAGAUAAUCCGCUAUCUUUUCCAAAACAUUCAGUUGACAUUUUACAAUCCGAACAAUUGAGUAGUUCGUUUCGUUACAGCUUGUUGACGAACGGUAUCUACCCUUUUAGUUCGGGUAACGCCAUUCCUUACGAAUCAAAAUCCGAGUUUAUCGAUACUCUAACUAAUUUAAGUCAUUAUAAAGAGUCUGCGUAUAGUAGCUACCUCACAAAUGAAGCUGUUUUAUCUCCAGGCCUGUUACAUACAAGCCGAAAGGAUUUUAUCGCGCCGGAAGAUCCAAGACUUCGUAGCGUAAUUCUUCAUGGCGAUGUUCAUCGAUAGGCUAAAUUGCUUAAAAAAGGUUUAGUGCACGGAUCAAGGAGCUCGAAUGCCUUCCUCGGAUUUAGCCUCAAGGUUAAUAUAUAUGCGCUUAUAGGCUACUUAAAUAUACAAGAACACCUAAUAAGUUCUUGAAAACGAAAGAACGUUAGAUUUAAAUAAACUAAAUCGAACGUUUUCUGAUAGAGAUUCUAUAAAAUGUACAGAUUUUUUACAACACAUAAGAGAACAAAUUCGUCCGUUUUUUAA